UUUUGCAUAUUGUCAAAAAACGCACGCAAAUGUAAACAAUUGAAAGAAAACCUCAAGUGAAUUAGCGAAAUUUCAGCUGGCUGGAAUUAUUUGUUGUUUAGAAACUAGCACGAAUUAAAUAUUCCUAAUUAAAAAUGCCUCACGGUCAUUCUCAUGAUCAUGGACACGGUUGUGGUCACGAGGCCACCGACGUAGAUCAUGCUCUCGAAAUGGGCAUUGAAUAUAGUUUAUAUCAAAAGAUCGAUAUGGAAAAUUUGGAAUGUUUAAAUGAAGAGUCCGAGGGUAGUGGCAAGAAAGUCUUUAAACCCUAUGAGAAACGUUUGGACUUGACAGAGUUUGUACAGAGUGAUGCCGAUGAGGAGUUACUUUUCAAUAUACCCUUUACGGGCAAUGUUAAAUUGAAGGGUAUUAUUAUUGCGGGAGCCAAUGAUGAUUCACAUCCCAAUAAAAUGAGAUUAUUUAAAAAUCGACCUGCCAUGACUUUCGACGAUGUUAGAGGCAAAGCUGACCAGGAGUUCGAAUUGACCAGAGACAGCCGUGCCGAAAUUGAAUAUGCCCCUAAAGUUGUAACAUUUUCUUCUGUCCAUCAUUUAUCCAUACACAUACCCUCUAAUUAUGGUGAUGAUAAUACUAAAAUAUAUUAUAUAGGUCUUCGGGGAGAAUUUAGUGAAGCCCAUUAUCAUGGUGUUACUAUUUGUACUUAUGAGGCCCGUCCCAAUGUUAGUGAUCACAAAAGUGAUGCAUUUGAUGCUGUCAAUCGUACUAUACAGUAAAAUGGAAAUGAUUUCAAAUCGCACAUAUGAUGAUAUUUUUUAUACGAAAUGAUUUUUAUUUAAUAAACAAAAGUGAAUAACUUAAAAA
Lucilia sericata (common green bottle fly) is the source of this 861-nucleotide messenger RNA. RefSeq names its product PITH domain-containing protein GA19395. NCBI's taxonomy places the organism in Eukaryota, Metazoa, Arthropoda, Insecta, Diptera, Calliphoridae. Bases 135 to 773 code for a protein of 212 amino acids. The transcript has 5 exons. Gene Ontology annotation, cellular component: nucleus. The record is from RefSeq and is a predicted model, not a curated record.